AUGUUUGAGGCUGUAGAUUGUCUUGAAGAAAGGAGGGUGGAGAUAGCUACAUUCUAUCUCCAGCAAGAAGCUGACAAUUGGUGGAGUAUGAUGGGACCCAUGUAUCGGCAAGAGGGAGAAUUUCGAUGGACUGACCUUAAGGCUCGAAUGCGGGAUCGUUUUUAUCCCGAGCAUGUUAAGUCCGCCAAGUAUGAGGAAUUUCUGCAUCUACGUCAAGGGACGACAUCUAUUCAAGACUACUAUGCUAAAUAUCUUGAGCUGGCACGAUUUGUUCCUGCCCUAGCCCCGGAUGAGCCAAGUAAGGCUAGGAAGUUUGUAAGUGGAUUAAAUUUCGAGACUCAAAAAGCCGUUUGUGUGUUUGAGUGUCAGACUCUUGGAGAGGCUUAUAGUAAGGCUGCCAAACAUUAUCGAAUCCAGCAGAUGCAGAAGGAGGUUCGUGAGAAGGUGGUACUGAGGAGCCCAAAAGGAAAACGUGUGUCCUAUAAGGGAGCUGCAAGUCUGUCCGAUGUGAGAUUAAUAUCGAUGGCCAAGAUGAGGAAGUAUGUGGGAAAAAGGUGUGAAGUGUUCUUAUGCAUGGUGGAAGAUUUGAAUGUGGAGAAGAAGGGAAUUGAGCAAAUCCCUGUCGUAAGGGAGUUUCCUGACAUAUUCCCUGAAGAGAUUCCAGGCUUCCCUCCACAACGGGAAGUAGAGUUCACCCUGGAUCUGGUACCGGGCACUACUCCUAUUUCAAAGACCCCGUACUGA
Messenger RNA from Ipomoea triloba (trilobed morning glory), 744 nucleotides. RefSeq lists its product as uncharacterized. The record is from RefSeq and is a predicted model, not a curated record. Bases 1 to 744 code for a protein of 247 amino acids. NCBI's taxonomy places the organism in Eukaryota, Viridiplantae, Streptophyta, Magnoliopsida, Solanales, Convolvulaceae. The transcript has 2 exons.